CUCGUCUUGGUUGGCGCUUUGCCACCUUGUCACGGUGUGCCACGCACAUCUCCAUGCCGCAUGCGCCAUUCAGAUCCUGCUGCAGCCCUGCUGCAGUGUCGACUUGGUCCCUUGCCCUAGCACUGGUUGGUUAGCCGAGCUUGCCUUCUUGUCUGCUUGCACCGCUUCCAGCUGCGUCCUGUUCGCCGACCCGGGCUGCACGAAUUGGACAAACAAGCAAUCUCUCGGUCAGCAAUGCGCAGGCUGCGCUGGCAUCGUGCCGUCUCUCUUCUGCGCCCAUGCCACAUCGUCCGGUAUCACCCAUUCGGGUAGGGCGGGCGGGCACGCUGCGGCGGAUGGGCAGGGUGGCCGUCUGCGCCCUCGGCACCUUAGUAUCCUAUCCUACCCCCUUCCGGCCAUCUCGGCGAAAUCUCUGGAUUCAUGGCCGGACAGAUGUUUAGAUACUGCACGGCAGUAGCUUUCCGUGGAUCCUUUGCUCGACGAGUCACCCUGCUUGGAGUCCCCCUUUCCCCGCGGCGCUCCUGAGCUCCGGAUCUUAGCUCCAAGACAUCCUCUUCGCUCUCUGGAGAACAAAGCAUCGUUCACUAUUUGACCGGCUGCCUUUCCAAGAGCUGCGUGGUCUUCGCUGCUCUCUCCUCAGGCUCGAAUCCAGAGCUCAUCUCGAUACAGGAGCCCACCGCCACUCGCACGCAAUCACCAACACGCCGGGAGCACCGCGGGGAGCAAAUCGUCCCCCGCAAAGCUGUUUGAUCUCGCCGUGGCCUCGAGGCCUCUCUGCUCCCUUCAAUACAGUAACUCAUCACAGUCAAAGAUGACCCCUCGCCGACAGCCGGAACUCCCUCAAGACGGCAGACCUGUUCCACGCGUAUCUAAUUCAUCGACUGCGGCCAUCAAGAGUGCCUCAGUACCCCGAUGGCGCUUCUGGUUGCUUAGCACUGGACAGUGUUUGCCUCGGCCUCUUUUUGUCUAUGACUGACUCUACCAUCAUCGCUACCAGUCUCUUCGUGAUUGCCAGGGACUUUCGGUCUUUUGAUUCUGUCAACUGGGUGGCGCUGGCAUACACCCUUUCGUACCUCGGAUGCGCCGUGACCUUCGCGCAAUUCUCAGAUGUCAUCGGGAGACGAAAUGCAUUCGUUGCCGCGCAUUUGCUAUUCUUGGUCUUCUCCAUGGCUUGCGGCUUUUCUAAAAGUCUUUUCAUGCUGAUCGCCUUUCGUGCCCUCCAAGGAAUCGGGGGCUCAGGUCUAUACGCUCUUUCAAUGGUCGUUUUACCUGAGCUGUGCCCUCGAGAAUUGCAACAGCACAUUGGCAGCUUGAUUGGCCUAGUAAUCGCGGGCUCCGGAGUCCUCGGCCCGAUUCUGGGUGGCAUCUUAACAGAAUACGCGAGCUGGCGAUGGGUCUUCUGGAUAAACGGGCCGGUUGGAACUGUUUCUCUCAUCAUUCUUCUCGCAGCCUGGCCGCAGACUCACCGGCUAUCAUUGCGAGAAGGCGCUUCAUGGAAAAACUUCGACUAUGCUGGUUCAUUCUUGAUAAUUACUGCCUCUGUACUGGUUGUCUUCGCCUUCCAGAAUAUGGGAGAGACUGAGAACCCGAGCUGGGCCAGUGCUGUCUUUAUCGGUCCCCUUGUAGGCGGCGGAACAGGCUGGCUGGCACUGAUUGUUUGGGAGGUUUUUGCUACGAGGAGAAUGCAUCGUGGCUUUUCUCCAGCUUUCCCAGUCGAUCUCUUCAGAAACAGGACCUACGCGGCGGCCGCAGUGUCAACAAUGUUCCUCGGUUAUCCCUAUCUACUGUUGAUGUAUACAUUUCCUCUAAAAGCCCAUAUAGUGAGUGGUAAGAGUGCGCUACUUUCGAGUAUGACGCUACUCCCCAUGCUGGGGGCGUCUGCGGUUGGAAGCGUCAUUAGUGGCAAGGUGAACACAGCAAGGAACGCGCAGUGUGAGACCAUACUGGCCGGGGCUUGCUUCAUGACCUUGGGCUGCGGACUUUUAACGGGUGUUGCGGGAGCAAAGGACGACGAGAAGGCCCUUGGAUUUCUCACGUUUGCUGGGUUUGGCUUCGGAUUGUCGACCGCUGCAGCAACUAUUCUCGUGGCGGUGGAAGCGCCCCAGAGGGACCACGCCGCAGCUCAAGGCAUCUUGGCCCAGCUGCGCGUCCUUGGAGGUAGCUUGGGUAUAUCCACAUCGACGGUCCUGGUGCGUGGGGAGGCAGCCAAACCCUAUGCUCCGACCCUCUCCCAGGGGUCCCAGGAUGCGGAACGUUUGAAAGACGGCUGGAACGAGACACUUUUACGGUUGGAAACUGUUCAUGAGGCAUACGAUGAGGCGUUUCGCAAGGGCAUGGUAUGCGCGGCCGCGAUAUCUGGAGCCGCCAUCCUCGUGGCGCUGGCAGGCUAUCGAAAACGCGCGACAGGGAGCCAAUCUCAGCGGGAUGCAAUGGUCGAAGAUGAAGGCAGUGUUGUAAUACCGGGCAAUCCGACGGAUCAGACUAGGGCCGGAGCAGUGUAGUGGCAAGGAACUUGGCGAUGGGCCCGUGACAACAAGUUGGCCCUCCUGCAACCUGUGGGCCUCAUUGCGGUUGAUGAGUCGACUUUGGGGGGCAUUCAAAGUCCCAUUACGGACCCAGGCCUGGUCCAAGAGAGAAGCAGUGGAGAGGUAUGGGCAUUGGGUUUAUAGUUUGACAUUGACGCACUGUAUAAAGCAUGGCACAGAAGAUUUUGGAGGCUCUGGAUGGCGGCAUAAGAUUGUAUUUGGGUUGCCUCGAUUUUAUUUUUAGUUGACGGGCAGCGCGAGGCACACGGCCCCC
Molecule: messenger RNA, 2799 nt
Organism: Purpureocillium takamizusanense
Lineage: Eukaryota; Fungi; Ascomycota; Sordariomycetes; Hypocreales; Ophiocordycipitaceae
Exons: 6
Coding region: 969-2501 (510 amino acids)
Biological process (GO): transmembrane transport
Molecular function (GO): transmembrane transporter activity
Source: RefSeq, a predicted model, not a curated record